Ilex paraguariensis (yerba mate) is the source of this 1711-nucleotide messenger RNA. The record is from the annotation of a GenBank genome assembly. Lineage: Eukaryota; Viridiplantae; Streptophyta; Magnoliopsida; Aquifoliales; Aquifoliaceae.
GCUCACUCAGUCACUCUCUCUCUCUCUCUCUCUCACUGUAGACGAUUCGCAGGCUCCGAACGUCUUACGCGACUGUGUUCUCUCGCUUCAUCUCUCUCACUAGACAAUAAUUUCUCCAAUCUCUGACCUCCACCCCCUUCAUCAAUCUCCUUGACCAAGUCUCCAAGUACAUACUCUGGUUAGAGCCUUGAAAAUAUUAGAUGUGAUUUAGAGGUUACAAGGUUUGGAUUGGGCUGUGAGUGUAUUUAUGAUUCUUGGGCCUGUGGGACGGAUUAUAUAUGAUUCUUGGAUAUCCUCUGUUGUUAGAUUUUUGACAAGCUACUUUUGCUUCCGCUCCAUAAAAGUAUCAUCUUGGCUAGCAGUUGCUUUUUCUGACCCUAUACUACUUUAUCAAAGAUUUGAAUCAUGCUGCCAACUGACUCAAGAAAACUAUCAUUUAGUCGCUGCAUUGCUGAUGGGGAUUUGGUAAUUGUGUAUGAGAGACAUGAUAACAUGAAGGCUGUUAAAGUAUGUGAUACUGGGGUUCUUCAGAAUCGUUUUGGUGUAUUCAAGCAUUCAGACUGGAUCGGGAAACCUUUUGGUUCCAAGGUGUUCAGCAACACAGGUCGAUUUGUUUACUUGUUAGCUCCAACCCCUGAGCUGUGGACUUUGGUUCUGAGUCACAGAACUCAGAUACUGUACAUCGCAGAUAUUAGCCUUGUUAUCAUGUACUUGGAAAUAAUUCCUGGUUGUUUGGUUCUUGAGUCGGGCACUGGAAGUGGAUCUUUAACUACGUCUCUUGCAAGGGCUGUUGCACCCACCGGACAUGUACAUAGGGCUGCCUCAGCCAGGGAGGAUUUUGAGAGGACAGGACUUAGCAGCUUAGUCACGGUGGCAGUCAGGGAUAUUCAGGGUGAGGGGUUUCCUGACAUUUUUUGUGGGCUGGCAGAUUCUGUUUUCCUAGACCUACCUCAACCUUGGCUGGCCAUUCCUUCUGCUGGGAAAAUGUUGAAACAAGAUGGGAUCUUGUGCUCAUUCUCUCCAUGCAUUGAGCAAGUACAACAUUCAUCAGAAGCUCUUAGAUCAAAUUUUACUGAUAUAAGAACAUUUGAGAUACUCCUGCGCACAUAUGAGGUCCGAGAAGUAAAAAUGGAGAGCUGCCAAGGUGAUGAAGGCAGUUCCCUUGGGUCUCUUCCUUGCAAGAGGAGGCAGCCUUCAAGUGAAGGAAGGAAUGGGAGUGAGAUUUCUAGUUCUCCCACAGUCAUGGCUAGGACAUCCGGUGAAGCAAGAGGUCACACCGGCUAUUUGACAUUUGCUAGACUCAAAUGUGUCACUUAGAAUUUUGUAUUGAUACUACAGAAAAGUUUUGCAGUAUUACAUCUGGGUCAUUCCAUUGCUUGUGCAUUGGUUACUUCUCCUGAUCACUUAGAAAGUUCUUAAAAGAACUAUUUCUCGGCUUGCUAUUAUUUCCAUUUUUUUGGAGUAUGAAAGGCUUGGGGACAGAUAUGAAGAAAGGCCUCCACCCAACUCUCUUGGGAGCUUCAUUUUUUUAGUGAUCUUGAAGUUUAGACUGGUUUGCAUUGCGAAGGAUGUAUUAUGGUGAAGUCUUUAAGCUAAUUAUUGAACGCUAUUCGUUGAAAUUGGACUGAGGUGGUAUAUAAUGUUGGAAAAUUCUCAUAGAUUGGCCAAUUGUCCUUGGAAAAUACUUUUGUACUGCCCUCUCUUGUAGUGU